GCCGACGCGGGGCCAGCCCUGCUUCGCCCGGGUCGCGGGCGGACGCGCGCCGCAGUCGGAGCCUCAGACGCGCGGCGCAGGGGACACCGCGGGGCCGCCGGAGGCCACAGCUCCGUCGGGAACGGACAACGUCCGCGCUCCGGGGAGCCGGGCGGCCGCGCCGGGGCUGAGCGGUGGGCGCGGCGGAAGAACGAAUCCUUGUGGUGUUCUUCCUUAGCGCCUACUACCCCUGUUUGCUGAAGACUUUGGCCAAAGCUGCUCUCAGCUGUUGGCAUCAUCCUGAGGAAAGGACAGCUUUCACACAUCAGGGAAACUUUCAGGAGACUGUGGGCCCCAGUGGAUCUUCUGAAGGGCUACCCUAAGAAGACAUUUGGUUUAAAGAAUUAAAAGAACAACUUCUUCAGACAGGAAGACCUUCUUCAAAGUUCCCUGCAUGAACAUUAUUUAAACGUUGCACGCAAAUCUUCUGCGAAAGAAUUAAAGGAAAUACAGUCUGUGGGUCUCAGCAGGAGUUCAGCUAAUGCAGCUUAAAAUAAUGCCGAAAAAGAAGCGCUUACCUGCAGGCAGAGUGGCCCUGAUUCUCUUCCUGUGCCAGAUGAUUAGUGCACUGGAAGUACCACUUGAUCUGGUACAGCCUCCAACCAUUACUCAACAGUCUCCAAAAGAUUACAUUAUUGACCCUCGAGAGAAUAUUGUGAUCCAGUGUGAGGCCAAAGGGAAGCCUCCUCCAAGCUUCUCCUGGACCCGAAAUGGGACUCAUUUUGACAUAGAUAAGGACCCUCUGGUCACCAUGAAGCCCGGCUCAGGAACCCUCACAAUCAACAUCAUGAAUGAAGGGAAAGCAGAGACCUACGAAGGGGUUUAUCAAUGUACAGCCAGGAACGAACGCGGAGCAGCAAUUUCUAAUAAUAUUGUUGUCCGUCCAUCCAGGUCACCGUUGUGGACCAAAGAAAAACUUGAACCAAUAACACUUCGAAAUGGCCAGUCUCUGGUCCUUCCCUGCAGACCCCCACUUGGAUUACCACCACCUAUAAUAUUCUGGAUGGAUAAUUCCUUUCAAAGACUUCCACAAAGCGAGAGGGUUUCUCAGGGUCUGAAUGGAGACCUUUAUUUCUCCAACGUUCUCCUGGAGGAUACCCGUGAAGACUAUAUCUGUUAUGCCAGAUUUAAUCAUACUCAAACCAUACAGCAGAAGCAGCCUAUUUCGGUCAAGGUGAUUUCAGUGGAUGAAUUGAAUGACACUAUAGCUGCUAAUUUGAGUGACACUGAGUUUUAUAGUGCUAAACCAAAUAGAGAGAGGCCACCAACCUUUUUAACUCCAGAAGGCAACACCAGUAACAAGGAGGAAUUAAGGGGAAAUGUCCUUUCGCUAGAAUGCAUCGCAGAGGGGCUGCCUACCCCGGUUAUUUACUGGAUAAAAGAGGAUGGCACGCUACCCACCAACCGGACAUUUUAUAGGAACUUUAAGAAAACUCUGCAGAUUAUUCAGGUUUCAGAAGCAGACUCCGGAAAUUACCAGUGUAUAGCCAAAAAUGCAUUAGGAGCAAUCCAUCAUACCAUUUCUGUCACGGUCAAAGCGGCUCCAUACUGGAUCCUGGCACCUCAAAAUCUUGUACUGUCCCCGGGAGAGGAUGGGACGCUGAUCUGCAGAGCUAACGGCAACCCCAAGCCCAGGAUCAGCUGGUUAUCGAAUGGCGUCCCAAUAGAAAUUGCCCCUAAUGACCCCAGCAGAAAAAUCGAUGGCGAUACCAUUAUUUUUUCGAAUGUUCAAGAAAGAUCAAGUGCCGUGUAUCAGUGCAAUGCCUCUAACGAAUACGGAUAUUUACUGGCAAACGCAUUUGUAAAUGUGCUGGCUGAGCCACCACGAAUCCUUACAUCUGCAAAUACACUCUAUCAGGUCAUUGCAAACAGGCCUGCUUUACUAGAUUGUGCCUUCUUUGGGUCUCCUCUUCCUACCAUUGAGUGGUUCAAGGGAGCUAAGGGUAGUGCGCUCCGUGACGAUAUUUAUGUUUUGCAUGAAAAUGGAACUUUGGAAAUUCCUGUGGCCCAAAAGGACAGUACAGGAACUUACACGUGUGUUGCAAGGAAUAAAUUAGGAAUGGCAAAGAAUGAAGUUCACUUAGAAAUCAAAGAUCCAACCAGGAUCAUUAAGCAGCCUGAAUAUGCAGUAGUGCAAAGAGGGAGCACGGUGUCCUUUGAAUGCAAAGUGAAACACGAUCACACCUUGACCCUCACCAUCACGUGGCUGAAGGACAACGGUGAGCUGCCCAGUGACGGAAGGUUCACUGUUGACAAGGACCAUUUGGAGGUAGCUGAUGUGAGGGACAGCGAUGGUGGGGCCUACACAUGUGUGGCCAACACAACUCUAGACAUGGUCUCCGCCAGUGCUGUGCUUAGCGUCGUCGAUGUCCCAAAUCCUCCCUUUGAUUUAGAAUUGACGGAUCAACUCGACAAAAGUGUUCAGCUGUCGUGGACCCCAGGCGAUGACAACAAUAGCCCUAUUAUAGAAUUCAUCAUUGAAUAUGAAGACGCAAUGCAUGAGGCAGGACUGUGGCACCACCAAACCAAGGUUUCUGGAAUGCAGACCACAGCCCAGCUGAAGCUGUCACCUUAUGUGAACUACUCCUUCAGAGUGAUGGCGGUGAACAGCCUCGGGAGGAGCCUGCCCAGUGAGCCAUCUGAACAGUAUUUGACUAAAGCUGCAGAACCAGACACAAAUCCCACGGCUGUGGAAGGACUAGGAUCCGAGCCUGAUAAUUUGGUGAUUACCUGGAAGCCCUUGAAUGGUUUCGAAUCUAAUGGGCCGGGCCUCCAAUACAAAGUUAGCUGGCGCCAGAAAGAUGGCGAUGAUGAAUGGGCGUCAGUGGUUGUGGCAAACGUAUCCAAAUAUAUUGUCUCAGGCACACCGACCUUUGUUCCAUACUUGAUAAAAGUGCAGGCCCUGAAUGAUGUGGGGUUUGCUCCAGAGCCGGCUGUGGUCAGGGGCCAUUCCGGAGAAGACCUCCCAAUGGUGGCUCCCGGAAAUGUGCGUGUAAAUGUGGUGAACAGUACCUUAGCUGAGGUGCACUGGGACCCAGUACCUCCGAAAAGUAUCCGAGGACACCUGCAAGGCUAUCGGAUUUACUACUGGAAGGCACAGGAGGGUUCACUUAAGAGAAACAGACGCCACAUCGAGAAAAAGAUCCUCACUUUCCAGGACAGCAAGACACACGGCAUGUUGCCCGGGCUGGAGCCUUUCAGCCACUACGCACUGAACGUGCGAGUGGUCAACGGGAAAGGGGAGGGCCCGGCCAGCCCCGACAGAGUCUUUAAUACUCCAGAAGGAGUCCCCAGUGCUCCGUCCUCUUUGAAGAUUGUUAACCCGACACUAGACUCCCUCACUUUGGAAUGGGACCCACCGAGCCGCCCGAAUGGCAUUUUGACUGAAUACACCUUAAAGUAUCAGCCAAUCAACAGCACGCACGAGUUAGGCCCACUGGUGGAUCUGAAAAUUCCUGCCAACAAGACGCGCUGGACUUUAAAAAAUUUAAAUUUCAGCACUCGGUAUAAGUUUUAUUUCUAUGCGCAAACAGCAGCAGGAUCGGGGAGUCAAAUCACAGAGGAAGCAGUGACAACUGUGGAUGAAGCAAUGGCAAGCCGACAGGUGGAUAUUGCGACUCAGGGCUGGUUCAUUGGUCUGAUGUGUGCCGUCGCUCUUCUCAUCUUAAUUUUGCUGAUCGUUUGCUUCAUCAGAAGAAACAAGGGUGGUAAAUAUCCAGUUAAGGAAAAAGAAGAUGCUCACGCUGAUCCUGAAAUCCAGCCUAUGAAGGAAGACGAUGGCACUUUUGGAGAAUACAGUGACGCAGAAGACCACAAGCCUUUGAAAAAGGGCAGUCGAACACCUUCAGACAGGACGGUGAAGAAAGAAGAUAGCGACGAUAGCCUAGUUGACUACGGAGAGGGGGUGAACGGCCAGUUCAAUGAGGACGGCUCCUUUAUUGGACAAUACAGCGGUAAGAAGGAGAAAGAACCCGCCGAAGGAAACGAAAGCUCAGAGGCACCUUCUCCUGUCAAUGCCAUGAAUUCCUUUGUUUAACCCGCAAGCCCUUUGCCAAUAUCCCAUUUCUCUAGAAUGUUCAUCCUAAGCACUUGUUUGUCUGCCUUCUCAUACUAUGAACUCAGGGGCAGACAGUGCGUGUUCUGCCGUGUGUUAAUAUUAUGAGAACAGCUAAAACAAGAACGCAACUCCGUCAGAUGAUUUGUUAAUGUGAACUGCAGUGCAAAGUGCAUCCUUUGUCACUCAAAAUAGGCAUCCUUGGUUUCCGCAGAACUGAUCAAAAUAACACAGCCUCAUCAACGGAUCGUGUUACUUCCUCUUCAGGACACAGUUCAAUAUGAUGCAUGAAAUAAUGCUACACACUUAAAGGAACACCUGUGUAUGUUAUUAAAACAUAGUUGGAGACUCGGUCUAUACUAUCGUCGGCCGAACCCCGAAAUAUGAAUUCCGUUUUCAUUGUCAAGAGUGUAACUGUAGUAUUCUCUAGAACUUCAAUGUCUUUGUGGACAUUGUUGUGAAAUUGGUGACUCUGUGUCUAGCUGUCUAGUCUUUUUGGGAGACUGUUAGCAACAGGAUGUACAGUAUAUACUUGCUAAAUGAGUUAAUUGUGACAGUCGCAUUUGCUGAUGCUUUACUGAGACUCUGUUACCGGCCUUCGCUCCUGUUACUUCCUAGCCUUCUUAACCCUCCGGGUGUUACAGCAGUACAGUGUUCUACUUUUUACAUUCAUCUCCGCGUUCAGUUGUUUUUAGGCAUAAGCAAUGUGUAUUGCAAUGCAUUUUGGCACUUAGGCCAGGCUGAAAGAAUCAAAAACGAAUCACUCCACUUAAGUUUCAAAAAUGACUCCAGAAAGCACAGGGCAAGAGACACGUACAGUGCCUUCAGACAACAAGCAUUCCAUAACAUGCUGCCUUCUUUCUCCACCGGGACGGUCGCCUCGGAGUCCCAGCUUACUGUCAGUGUCCAAAAGUAACUUUUCCAAAGCAGAGACCAUGAAAACCGCAAUGCUGAAAGAAAGGGGAGGUGAAAAUGAGAUGAAUAAGACAGUUUAUUUUAAGGAGCAUUUCCCCGUCUGUAUAGACAGAAAAAGCUUUAGCACCAACUGGAACACAUGACGAUUCGGUGGUCUUUUAUGGUUUCUGUUAAAGUCAGUUCGGUCAGAAGGCUGUCAGUUGGGUAAAGAAUUUUUGUAAACCAUAAGCUAUCCCCACACCAGAAGCAUAGGACAGUAUGCCAACAGGAAUGUUAUUCUCCGGGCCUUUACGUAGGGGGCAACUUUUGAAACUCUCUGCAGCAUUAAACAGCGUGUAUGCAAAUUGCUAGGACACAUUUCCGAAUCUCAGAAAUCUGACACGUGCUAACGGGGCCAACAGUCAAAGGGAUUCCACCCGCAGUUUCAGACAUCAACAUACCCAUUGUACCGUAUCCAUAAACGAGAUCUCUCAAAUGGUUUACCUCCAAAUAUGAAGUCCUCUAACAACCUAUGGUUGAAGGAAUGCUCCGUUUCAUUUGCCAAUAAAUUGGUUUCUCAUAACUUGCAUCAAGUUUAAUUUUAAGUGAAGCUUUUUAUAUGUAGAUAUUUUGUUGAAUUUGUAAAUAUACCUAAAGUGUAGAUGCUAUAUGCAUAGAGGUGUUACAGACAAAUAAACCUGCAACCCAUGUUGAUGUUGUACUGUAUAAGAAGUUAGCUAAUUAAUACAGUGCAUGGGAUUGGAAAGCAUUUACUUAAAUACCUUGUGGGUUUUUAUUUUCCCUUUUUGCUGUGAAACUGAAAUAGUGAUCUAUGCUACAUAUUGACAGCAAGUUUCUAGAAAUCUUCAGAGCUUUGCCUGUGGGGCUCAGUAGGCCUAUUUCCGGCACGUUUGCUGUUUAUAGGUAAAGCACAAUUUGAAGUAAUCCCAGGUAAAGAUGGUCCUACAUAAUCCCACGCCUCCAUGUUCACUUCUCACAGACCAGCCGUUCUAAUGGAAAUACAGAAAGACGAACCAGGCUUGCCUUGGCAUCAGAGAGCACAAAGAUAAAAGUUACUUUACAUUUGCCGAUGUCUGGGAGGGGGAGGGAGGCGUUACAAGUACAGUUUUUACUCUCCCAUCAUGGUAGGCGCGAAAUUUAUCUGUGCAUGAAGGGGUCACUUCUGUAAUAGGGCAACAGAUUUUGUAUUAAAGAUUAAAUGUGGUUUUAAAAGUCCCUCUCUCUUUUGUAAUCAGUCAUGUUCUUCGUGGAGUGUGAAUGUGCAGGUCUGUGUAACGGUACAGGCAGAUGUGACUGGAUUUCCAUCAAAAAAACACAAAAAUCACUAUUAAACAGUCUUGAUCUCUUUGUGAUCUUUAACUUUUUCAACCAUGUAUU
Messenger RNA from Panthera uncia (snow leopard), 6385 nucleotides. It is a transcript of the gene NRCAM, whose product is annotated as neuronal cell adhesion molecule. The record is from RefSeq and is a predicted model, not a curated record. NCBI's taxonomy places the organism in Eukaryota, Metazoa, Chordata, Mammalia, Carnivora, Felidae. The transcript has 28 exons. Gene Ontology annotation, biological process: brain development; cell-cell adhesion. Bases 521 to 4075 code for a protein of 1184 amino acids. Gene Ontology annotation, molecular function: cell-cell adhesion mediator activity.